AUGAGUGGGGACGAUAGGGAUUUGUCUAUGCAAAGAAAAAAAGUUGUGAAAAGCAAACCAGAGUUAUUGCCUAAUGAAAGGUAUGAAUUAAUUGCCACCUAUGAUUUAUUGUCUGCAGAUGAACAGAAGUUUACAACAGAAAAGUCAAAUGCCUCUUCUCUGAUCGAAUUUGUCCUACUUGGGUUUUCUGAUGUUCCCCAUCUCCAGUGGAUUCUGUUUGGGAUAUUUUUGCUCAUGUAUUUGACUAUUCUGAUGUGCAACAGCACUAUAAUGCUAAUAACAAGAAUUGACUCUGCUCUGCAGACCCCUAUGUAUUUUUUCCUCAGCAAUUUUUCUUUUGUAGAAAUCUGUUAUGUAACAGUCACCAUCCCCAGGAUGCUCAUGGACCUUUGCACUCUAAAAGGAAAUAUCUCUGUAUUUGCCUGUGCCACACAAAUGUGCUUCAUUCUGAUGCUGGGAGGCACAGAGUGUCUCCUCUUGACAGCCAUGGCCUAUGACCGCUAUGUGGCCAUUUGCAACCCUCUGCACUAUUCCCUAGUCAUGAACCACAGGAUCUGUACACAGUUGGUUGCUGCCUCCUGGAUUAGUGUCAUUCCAGUUGUGAUUGGACAAACUUACCAGAUAUUCUCACUACCCUUCUGCGGAUCUAACAGAAUUAAUCAUUUCAUCUGUGACAUCCCACCUGUCCUCAAGCUUGCUUGUGGAGACACAUUUGUGAAUGAGAUAGCAGUGUACAUUGUUGCAAUGGUGUUUGUCAUGGUUCCCUUUGGGCUGAUCCUUGUUUCCUAUUGCAAAAUUAUCUUCAGCAUUCUGAAAUUGUCCUCAGCCAAAGGAAGGGCCAAAGCCUUCUCCACCUGCUCCUCUCACCUGACAGUUGUAGUCCUGUUCUAUGGAACUGCGGGCAUCACGUACUUACAACCCAAGCCAACGCAAUCAGAAAGAAUUGGAAAACUGUUGUCUCUUUUCUAUACCAUUUUAAUCCCAACUCUGAACCCCAUUAUAUACACUCUGAGGAACAAGGACAUUAUGAUGGCUUUGAGAAAACUACUCAGUAAGUUACUAGCAUGA
This is a messenger RNA of Arvicola amphibius (Eurasian water vole), 1068 nucleotides long. RefSeq names its product olfactory receptor 10AG1-like. The record is from RefSeq and is a predicted model, not a curated record. Gene Ontology annotation, molecular function: olfactory receptor activity; G protein-coupled receptor activity. The transcript is spliced from 2 exons. Gene Ontology annotation, cellular component: membrane. Lineage: Eukaryota; Metazoa; Chordata; Mammalia; Rodentia; Cricetidae. The coding region runs from base 1 to 1068 and encodes 355 amino acids. Gene Ontology annotation, biological process: G protein-coupled receptor signaling pathway.